CUUCUUGUUCACAACUUGAUGAAUAUACUUGCCAUAUUGUUGUUCUUAGCUGAGGAGAAAUUAUUAUUAUUAUUAUUAAGCCCCUAACCAGCUCAUUGAUGCAAUGAUUGCUUAAUAUGCUUCAAGGGAAGGAAAUGAUAAGAUACAGACUAGCACAUUUACUUGACAGAUGGCAAAAUGCGCCACGUGGCAGCCCUAGUGCCAGUGCUAUUUUUUUUCUUCCAUUCUUCCAUGGACAAUGGUCGGUUGAAUUCCGGCAUCUUUCUUUUCUCAAAUGGGUGAACUUCAUCAAUAAGUUUAUUCUCUUACAUCACAAGUAAAAGCAAAAAAUUUGAUCUCUCAAUAUACAUGCAGGUUGGUUGAAUCCAGCACCAAAGUUUUCAAGUUGCAUUUAUCACCCUGCAUAAUCAAAUGUUUGAUAUUUUUAAUUACCAGCCACUGAGUACUGAAGUCUAAUUCUUCUUCUCAAGUCUCUCCUCUUUGUGCAUACGUGCAGAUAGUUGUCAGGAAUUAGGAGAAGCAUUUUGCAAGCGAGUUCUGACUGAGAAAUAUAAAAGAAGAUUCAGGUGAUCUGCAGCUGAAUUAAAGCAUUAAUUCAACUAGUAUUCAGCUGCUUAUGCUUCAAUAAUGAGAGACAUAAGAUGAUUGCAAGUUCAAAGGAAGAAGAUUCUCCCACUAGAGUACAAGAAGGUAACACAAAUGAUAUCAAGGUCAGUAAAGGUCCAUCUACUUCUUCACCAUCGUUGAGAUUGAAGGAUCCGCGAAUUGUACGUGUUUCGCGUGCCUUUGGGGGAAAAGACAGGCAUAGUAAAGUUUGCACCCUAAAAGGAUUGAGAGACAGAAGGGUAAGGCUUUCGGUUCCUACUGCUAUUCAGUUGUAUGAUCUUCAAGACAGGCUUGGACUUAAUCAGCCUAGCAAGGCUGUUGAUUGGCUGCUUAAUGCAGCUAAACAUGAAAUUGAUGAACUCCCUCCACUCCCAGUGCCACCAGAGAACUUUGCCCUUAACCGUCAAAUGGUUAUAAGUAAUUCUCAAGAAGUUGGUGUUUCCCAAUCCAACAAAGAAGGGCUUAAAACCAGUAGUAGCGUUAAUUGGGAAGAUCCUGCAGGAGGGUUAUCAAGAUCAAGCUUUUGGAGCUCUGAUGCUUUUUGGAGGGCUAAAUCCAAAGACGUUGCAAGGGAACCAACCAAUGAGAAAAACAACUGGAAUAAAAGAAAUGAAGAGGAAAAACAAGAAGGCAGUGAAAAUCACAAUGGGGCAGAAGUUUCAUCUGAUAAUAUCUUACAAAAAACCAAUCAUUCUCCCUUGCCAGCAUUGUUAAACAAUGCAGUGCCAUAUGGUUCUUACUAUCAUUUUGAACCUUCGAAUUUUCCUUUAUCACAUUUAGGAAGCCAUGGAUUUGCAUCCCACACAGAAGAACCACAUAAUUUCAAUAUAGUGCCGGUGCCAUCCACAUUAUCUCUAUCAUCUGGUUCUCAAAUAUUGAUAUGUCCACCAGGAGCAACACAGCCUUUGUUCCCUCCUCAUGCUACACCUUCUCUAGAGAUUGAUCCUAGACAAGAAGCUAAUCAUCUUCAGAUGCUGAGCUCAGGUGCACAAAACCUCUUUCCUAAUUCUCUUUACCCUCCACCAUACUCAAUAAGCCAAUCUAUCAGACCCUAUUUGAGUAUGACUCCUAGGCUUCCCUAUUCUCAUAACAACAGUACUGGAAGUCAGGCAGAUAAGGAACGGGGGUUUCCUUCUAAAUGAAAAGAAAGCAAUAUUAUAAUGAGGAAUUCCUUUGGAAUAAGCAUGACUUGCCCGAGGAGAUGGAAAAAAGGUACUGUAUAAUUUGAACCUAUUUACGUAAUUUUAAGGCAUUCUACUUCCUGGAAGUGAGAAGCAGGCAAUUAGUUACGGGGAUAACAAUUAAGUUUUUGUGUUUGAUUUCAUAAGUUUGUUUGAUUGGGUGAUUGGAAGAUCAGAUCUUCAUAGAUUUGAAUGCCACGCUGCUAAAAUAAUUGAACUAUAUAGUUUUGAUGCUGUAUGAAUAUAUAGUUAGAUACUAGUGAGAUAUCAAAACACCGGAAAGUGUUCAUACUUCUUAAAAAAAUUUUCAGCUGAGUGAUCAUAGAGCAAUACAUAUGAAAUGCUAUAAAUUAAUUAUUUUGCAUUGAUUUUGAAAUUUGGUUAUGAGCACAACAUGUGACAUACAUAACAAUCUGUCUAAUAGAGAUCAGAGAGAGUGAUAGAGAUAUUCAGCUUAAAUUCAAUGGCAAUUUGUUAAGUUUCCUAUAUAGCCAACUGCUCUCUUUACCUUCUCCUUACUCUUUUCUCCAAGCAAAAAACCAAUGGAAGGAUAUAUGAAAACUAAGUAGUUAGGUGAAGAACAUACUCUUUCCGCUUGACAAUUAUGCGGCAGAAAAGGAUUAUAUAUAUUACAAAGCAAAGUAGAUGAAGGAUAUUAGAGGCAGUAGUACUGCAUCUUUGCACAAGAUCCAACAGGAAAAUGUUAUGAUGAAAGAAAUAGCAGGUUGAAAAAAUAGGGUUAGAGG
This is a messenger RNA of Durio zibethinus, 2533 nucleotides long. RefSeq names its product transcription factor TCP13-like. Lineage: Eukaryota; Viridiplantae; Streptophyta; Magnoliopsida; Malvales; Malvaceae. Gene Ontology annotation, cellular component: nucleus. The record is from RefSeq and is a predicted model, not a curated record. Gene Ontology annotation, molecular function: sequence-specific DNA binding; DNA-binding transcription factor activity.